AUGCCAUUUCCAGUAGUGCAAACUUUCAUUAUUAUUGUGUUCCUUCUGGCUGUUGUGAUAAGUGUCAAAAACACCAGUGAUCCAGGAUAUGAAAUCCUAAAAUUUUUGGAAAAAUUUAAAGCAAAUUUGAGACAACCCAUUAAUUUGUCAGAAGAACUAAUAUGCAAUUGCUCUUAUUCUGGUUGUGAUGACGAAAUUUCAUCCUUUCUUGGAAGUAACUAUACUGGACUCUGUCGAUCUACUAGUGGAAUAUGUUAUAAACAUUUACUUCCCGACCGUUCGGUUAUAAUGAGUUGCUUAAGUAAAGAUGCCAGCCCUGAUUUGCAUUGUCGUGCUAAGCAGCCUAUGAAUGACGGUAGCGUAAUGCAGUGUUGUCAGAAUCAGUCGUUUUGUAACGGAGAGCUGAAUUUGCGUUUACAUCGUCAUAAUUCUAAUGAUGACACCUAUCUGAUUCGUUAUCUUGCUGCGUUUAUCUUGUUUGGCAUUUUUAUAUUUUUCGUUUUAUUAACAGUCAUUUUCACUAAAAACUUCGUGAAGCGGUGGUUAUUUUAUUGGAUACACACUGGUUCGAACGCACGACAUACUGAGGGGGAUGGAAAUGAAAAUCUGUUGAUGACUUCAUCUGACGAAUUAGAACACUUGAGUGAUUUGCUCUGCAAUCUGGAUGACUCCGCUACAACCGGCUCCGGUUCAGGAUUUCCAUUGCUUGCUCAGCGCACAAUUGCUCGGCAAAUCGAAUUGCGAAAAGAAAUUGGGCAAGGGCGUUUUGGAGAGGUUUGGUUGGGAUGCUGGAAAGGUGAUGAGGUUGCUGUAAAAAUAUUUUGUUCUCGUGAUGAAAAAUCUUGGAGCCGUGAAGUUGAAAUUUUUCAAACUAGUCUUCUUCGCCAUCCAAAUUUGUUGCGUUUCAUCGCUUCCGAUAAUAAAGGUUUGAAGUUAAGUUUAUCAGACGCUGCACAGCAUCAAGUUAUAGAUACUGGUACAAGCACUCAGUUAUGGUUGAUUACUGAAUACCAUGAACAUGGAUCUCUUUAUGAUUACCUUUCCGGAAAUGUUAUCAGUGCUUCAGUAAUGCUUCAUAUGAUUCGCAGCAUCGCAGUAGGCUUGUCGUUUCUACACAAUGAAAUUCCCGGUGUACGUGGAAAACCUGCUAUUGCUCACAGAGAUUUGAAGUCAAAGAACAUUCUUGUGAAAAAUGAUUUAUCCUGCGUAAUUGCUGAUUUGGGUUUGGCAGUACGUUACAUGAAUGGAGAGAUCAACAUUCCCGAUAACAGCAAGUGUGGGACAAUUCGAUAUUUGGCACCAGAAAUAUUGGACAACAAUUUUUUUCCAAACUCUUUCGAAGCCUACAAAACUGCUGACAUGUAUGCUAUUGGCUUGAUCAUUUGGGAGAUCGUUUCGAGAUGUGAAACUGAUAAUGAUGGUAAAAUAAAAUCAUUCGAGUUACCAUAUUCUGAUUGCAUUAGCCGUGAUCCAUCAAUGGAAGAAAUGAGGUUAUGCGUCUGCGAGCAGAAGCGGCGGCCAACUAUUCAAGAGUGGUGGCUUACGGAUAUGGUAAUAGGAAGAGUAUUGCAAAUGAUGCAGGAAUGUUGGGCGGAAUCACCGGUUUGUCGGUUGACUGCAAUGAAUGUUCGACGAGCAGUUGACCGUCAUGCAGAAAGCUUAGGGUUGAAAAUUCGAAGUUAG
Molecule: messenger RNA, 1683 nt
Organism: Thelazia callipaeda (thelaziosis nematode)
Lineage: Eukaryota; Metazoa; Nematoda; Chromadorea; Rhabditida; Thelaziidae
Source: the annotation of a GenBank genome assembly